AUGCUGCGCAGCCAAAGUCCCAUGAUGGAAAGUAACGUGACUCAACACCGGGGGAACAUGACGUCCCUGGCUUUGCAGCUCAAGGAGUACAACAAGUCGCAGAAGAAGCAGAUCUCUCGAGAAGUCGUGAGUGCCAUGACUCUGGAAGAGUUAGCCAGCGAGAAGAUCACCUUCGGAGAGUCAAAGAAGGGUAUGACCUAUGCUCAGGCGUUCGAGGAGGUUUGGGAAGAUGUCAUGCCCACGGACGGCUCAGAUCCAGCCGACCUGAUGCACCUGCCCUUCAUUCAGGAGGAGAUGCAAGAUCUACGACAGAGCAACCAUCUCAAUCUUCUGCCGACGUCCGUGCUGUUCGCUCUGCUGAGUUCGAAGGAUCAGAACCAGAACCAAAGCGACCGCGAUCCCUCCGAAAAUGUUGAACAGCCACCCAAUCCAGUGGAAGUGCCAAUUCCAGAUACGGAUGAUGAACUCUUUGUGGUCGUGGCUUCGCAUUGGGCAAAACAGGAGUUUGCAUUGCUGGACAGGGUGCCGCUGGCCAUGGCGCUCUACCAGGAGCUCCGGCCGCUGGGCGGUCACGGUGGCCUGGCGCUGGCCGUGGCGCUGUCCACGGCUGGGGAGGUGGCCAUGACCGGAUGGAGCGAACGCUUCGGGGUGCACAUGGGUGCCCUGGCCUGGGAUACAGUGCAUGCUCUUGAGACACCCACCGAGAGCACUGGAGGUCUUAAGCAGAUCACAUCCUAUCGGGACUCCUUUGAAAUCGCCAGACAGGCUCGAGGUAACGCUCUCUUCGGGGCCUGGGCUGGUGCUGGUGGGCUUUGGGUUCGGAACUUCUCCUGGAACUUGACAUUCUUUGAGUGGAAGCGCCUCCUGCACAAUGCGGUGGAUAAGACGCCGGAGACUGCGCCCGAGUGGUUCAAAACGCACCUGGAUUGGCUGCGAAGUUUGGAGAAGAAGAACCAAGCCAAUGUCUUGACCUUUGAGGCAGCCACGCUUGGCACCUACCUCACUUUCUUCAACAUGGCAGGGGACAAUAUCAAGACAAAGAUGCAGGUUGACCCUGAGCGAUAUCCCAGUUUUCGAUCCACGGCCUAUGAGAUUUGGUCUCAACAUGGCUUGGUGGGGUUUACACGGGGGAGUCUUUUCAAAGGUAUUUACCUGAUCCUAGGCUCCACUUUGGCCAUUGGCAUCCAAGAAAGGCUAACCGAAAUCAUGGCAGCUCUGCUGCGCUAG
Molecule: messenger RNA, 1227 nt
Organism: Cladocopium goreaui
Lineage: Eukaryota; Dinophyceae; Suessiales; Symbiodiniaceae
Source: the annotation of a GenBank genome assembly